GGGGGAUUUGGGAUUUUCUUCCUGGGCGGGGGGGGGAUGAGGGGGGGGGCAGCGUUGCGCUUCCGGGCCGGCGCCGGGGCCGAUCCCAGCCCCGGGAGGGGAAGGGGGCAGAAAGCUUCCAGACGCCGCAGCCUCGGAAGACGAGCAGGGAGCGAAGACACCGGCCGCACGCCCCCCCGGUGCAUGGUGCCGUUAACGUGACAGAUAUCUGCAGCACUCUGCCUAAUCAACACUUCAGAUGCCAUCCAACUGGGGAGCAGCUCGUGCCACGAGAGGUCUUUAAUGAAGUGGGACAGCCAUGGAGAAGAGUGGGAACAUUCAGCUGGAGAUUCCUGACUUCAGUAACUCUGUCCUGAGCCACCUGAACCAGCUGCGCAUGCAGGGCCGCCUGUGUGACAUCGUGGUCAACGUGCAGGGGCAAGCUUUCCGCGCUCACAAGGUGGUGCUGGCUGCCAGCUCGCCCUACUUCCGCGACCAUAUGUCCUUGAACGAAAUGAGCACAGUUUCCAUUUCUGUCAUCAAGAACCCGUCUGUUUUUGAGCAGCUCCUUUCCUUUUGUUACACCGGUAGGAUAUGCCUGCAGCUGGCUGACAUCAUCAGUUACCUAACGGCCGCCAGUUUCUUGCAGAUGCAGCACAUCAUAGACAAAUGCACGCAGAUUCUCGAGGGAAUUCACUUCAAAAUCAACGUAGCAGAGGUGGAAGCGGAGUUGAGCCAGACCAGGACAAAGCAUCAGGAGAGACCCCCGGAGUCUCACCGGGUGACGCCAAAUCUCAACCGUUCCCUGAGCCCUCGUCACAACGCCCCGAAAGGGAGCCGCCUGGGCCAGGUUAGCACAGUGCUGGACAUCCGGGAGCUCAGCCCACCAGAGGAGUCCACCAGCCCCCAGAUCAUCGAACAGAGCUCAGAUGUGGAAAGCAGGGAACCCAUCCUGCGGAUCAACAGAGCGGGACAGUGGUAUGUCGAGACGGGAGCAGGAGACCGCGGCGGACGGAGCGAUGAUGACGUCCGAGUGCUGGGAGGAGUGCGCAUUAAAAUGGAGAACCUGGAGGAGUGGCUAGGGGCAGAGAAUCAGCCGUCAGGAGAAGAUGGGAGCAGUGCUGAGGAGGUCACAGCGAUGGUGAUUGACACCACGGGCCACGGAUCAAUGAGCCAAGAGACUUACGCGUUAGGGUCCUCAGGGGCCAAAGUAGUCAGGCCGACCAGCAGUGAGAUUGACAGAUUUAGCCCUUCUGGCAGCAUGGUUGCUGUGACUGAGCGGUACAGAUCAAAAAGCGAGUCUCCCGGGCGGAUGGAUGAGCCCAAGCAGCCCAGUUCCCAGGGGGAAGAAUCAGCCAUGAUUGGAGUGAGUGGUUACGUGGAAUAUCUCCGGGAGCAGGAAGUUUCGGAGCGCUGGUUCCGGUACAACCCACGGCUCACCUGCAUUUACUGCGCCAAAUCCUUCAACCAGAAGGGCAGCCUGGACCGGCACAUGCGGCUCCACAUGGGCAUCACGCCUUUUGUCUGCCGCAUGUGUGGGAAGAAGUACACCCGCAAGGAUCAGCUGGAGUAUCACAUCCGCAAGCACACAGGCAACAAGCCCUUUCACUGCCACGUCUGUGGCAAAAGCUUCCCUUUCCAGGCCAUCCUCAACCAGCACUUUCGCAAGAACCACCCUGGCUGCGUGCCUCUGGAGGGGCCUCACAGCAUUUCCCCCGAGACCACUGUCACGUCUCGGGGGCAGGCAGAGGAAGAGUCUCCCCCGCAGGAGGAAGCUGUUGCUGUGGGGGAGACGGCACAGGGAUCUGUGUCCACCACUGGGCCAGACUGAAAGGCAGCGGCAGGGUGUGGGGAGGAAGGACCACCUUCCCGUUUUGGCUCUAGAGAGUCAGCACCAACCUGGCAGGCUGGUACUGUAAUUAGUGCAAUGCCACCAUUGGACAGAAAGAAGCUCCCAAGAUGUUGCCAAAAUAGAAAAAUCUUUCUCACUCUCUCUCUUUCUCUCACAACACCCCACAAACAUAGUGUUAAAGGUUUUUCCUCCCUUAUUCCUCAUCUUCCUGAGGAAAAACAAGACAACUGUGUCAAUCAACUUCUUCUUAUUCAGGGAUCGACAGGAUUUAAAAUUUUUGUAAUGUUCGAUAGCGAUCAUCCGGGACAAGCAGUCCUUUUUAUUUCUCAAAAGAUUGUGGCCCAGCUGCCAAUUCCUGCCGGCGCAGAGCCAGCGAGCCUGGCUGCUCCUCGCUGCGUCUUCUGGCCUGCAUCAGAGGGGCAAGCAGGGGCGAGGGGCACUUGCCUUUCUCCCUUUCCCAGGUAGUGGCCACGUUAAAAAAAACAAACAGACUGUCCUAGUGGAACCUGCCUUGCCUGACUAUAUUUAUCCCUGUCUUAUUUUUGGUGUGUCUCUUUUUACAUUUUUACGUAAACUAUUAUUUUAGGGCUUUUGGCUUGCCCGUUCCAGGCGUGUGGCCUCCUGCCCCUUGUUAAAAGCGGGCAGGGCUAUGAAGCAGCAUUCUAGAGGUCAGCAAAAUUUGAAGCGCUUAGGCUACUGAAAGUGAAAUUUAGCAGCUGUGAGGUUUGCGUCACUCUAAUGUGUGGGGAGAAGGUUUGGAGGGGUCUUUUGGAGAGGGUUGUCCUCUGCUGGUGCUAAUCUGGAGGGUUCGGAGCGCUCCGACGUCCUGAGCGGUGCGCUGCCGUGCUUCAGGUGCUGCCAGGCUUUAGGAAGAGGUUUGUUUGCUGGCGGAAUGGAGGAGUUAGAGGCUGACUACCAAAGUCGUCCUUCACCCCAGCUCCCCCCUUGACACGCACUUGAUCUUUUAUAACAGCAAUAUGGUUUACUGAGAUACUGUAAUCCCAGCCAAGCAAUCAUGGGUGGUUGCUUUUGAACAUGUUUCUACAAACUAGUUUGAUAACUUUUUUAUUGCUGAAAUGAAAAAAGAAAACCCUACUUUAUUUCCUCGUAAUGGUUCAGGAAACUUAAUAUCAGUGGUUCCUAGAGCAAUCACAACUCUGUCCCGUUGCAUGGACUUGAACUUUUGUAUUCUAAGAAGCUCUGAUGUUUAGAGCAAGUUUAGCAAACCUGGAGAGACAUGCCUGUGUUGUGUAUUGUAGGUGUUUGCACGUGCUUACGUGUUUCCUAAACAGAAAAGCAUGGGACAGGUAGAUAAGUGCAAAUAUCUUGACAUCUUCUGAAGAAGUCUUUUUAAAAAUAUGCAAUACUUUAAGAGUUUUCUUUGGUUCUAUUGCUGAGUUGUUGGUGAUGGAAGGGGAAAAUGCACGACAGGUUGCGCAGAUCGGGUUUGGGAGAGGACAUUUGGUUGAAGGGAUUCUCUUUAGGAUGUUUAAAGUGUGUCUUAGGGAAGGAUGAAUUUCUGAUCCUUAGGAUGAUGGGAGGAACAAUGAGACAUUGAAAAAGAAACACAUUCCAGCUUGCUUUCGCAAAGAAAGCUGGACAAGUGGUUACAGCGUGGUCUUGGCAGGCAGGAGGCUUUCUGAGUUUAAACAAAGCUUCUCCUGCUGCCUGCCUGCACAGCUUCGGGCACAGGAAAUAUUUCCUGGCCUCGCUUUCCCCACCUGCAAAUUGGGACUCGUGAUCAUUUUCCUGCCCCAUUAGAGGCAAGAAUUCGGAGAAGGGUGAAGUGGUCUUGCCCGCCUUCCACUUCGAAGAGGCAAAGGGUCUCGCUGUUCCUCCCACGUCUCUCAAAAGGCAGACGUGGCUCUGAUGCUGUGGUGUGUGGGGAGGGGAAGGGCUUGGUGCCAGGAUCAGGUGCACCAGGGACGUGCUCCUAAGAGAGGAGCCUUGGCAGGUGUUCUGAGCAGGGCACCUGCCCAGCGCAAGUUCCUUGACCGUUUCGAACAGGACAACUGACAUCUCCCCUUCCGUUUUCCUUCUGUCCCUUCUUCUUCCUCUCCUGUCAAGUGCAUCGACACGCAGGGGAUGAUGUUCUGAGCAGCCAACCAAGGGACCAGCCCCGUUCAGUUUCCUGUCAAAGGUCAAAGAGUAAGGUUGCCAGAGAGUAGUCGCAGAAGAUGAGAGGUAAGAGGGUGGCUAAGGUAGGUUUUGUUGCAAUCGAGGUGCGGGGAGGAGCGGAGAUACGCAGAGUAUGCUGCUUUAGUCAUAGCUUUUGAAGUUACCAAAAAUCAUUAAGAAAAAAAGUUAAAAACUUUGAAGUCCUAUCCCGUUCACACUAGAGAGUGUCAAAAGUUACUUUUAGUUGCUUCAAAGAUUUUUUUAAGUGUUUUAAAAUAGAACUUUUAAAAGAAUACUACCAAACUAUAAAAACAUAAGAUUAUUUAUAUACAUAUAUUAUAUAUAAAUAUAGUGGGAAAGUUUCCCUGCUAAGCUUGCUGUGAAGAGAAGGGUGAAGGUGCAGUAACUGCUAUACAAGCAACAUUUUUCAGAAACAGAUGGCAACUGAUCCGUCAAAGCUUAGUGAUGAAGGGCUGACAUAAAAUGGUGAAUGCCUUACUUGUAUGGCAUAGCUGUGAGUUUCUUGAGCAGGUUUUUGUUUUUGUUUUACUGUAUUGAUACUGUGAAUGGAGGAGCAUCCUAGCAGCCCGGGGUGAGAUUGGUGCAUCCUGUUUGGCUGAUUUGCUACUUUUAAUUGGCCUGGUGAAAGUCGUGAAAUUGUUCCUUCAUAUUGUUCUAGGCUAGCCUGAAAACAAAGCUUGUGAAAGGUUUUCUUUUUUUCUUUUUUUUUCUUUUUUUCUUUUUUUUUUUUUUUUGGUGCAGAGGUUGCCACUGUACAAAUGAUCAUUUCUGAUUGCAUGCAAAAGAGCCAAUAUUCUUGCCCAGGCCUCGUUGAGGUGAAGUUUAUAAGCUUGUAACUAGAGUCAGUAUAAGGAAUGGUAGUGGGAAUCAUUUUAAUAUUAUUUCUGUACAUUUAAUGGACAUGUAUGUGUACGUAUGUGUGGAAAUCAUGGUGUCUCUAAUGCUUUUGUGAGCCGUGCUGAAAGCCGUUGAGGCCAGCUGCGCUAGGAGAGGGAACCAGUUCAGGAGGAGUUGUUUGUUCAACUUUUCUUUCAGCGAUCGGCUUCCUCAGCGCAGAUGCGGCUGCGACUGCAGGAUCAGGGCUUGGAGGCUGUGUGCAGGAUGGAAAGACCUCGUGUGAGUUUUCCAGCAGUGCUGCAGCUGCCUGGGGUCGCUUCCCGUAGCGGCGUGGUAACAUCUUUUGUUGCAUCUCCAUCUUGCAGCUCCACUGAAGCUGUGGAGAAACAGGUGCCGGCUUUCCAAGUACCAGUGCUUCUGUGAUGGGUUGAGGCACGGCUUGGCAUUUCCACAUCUAGCUUCAGCUUUUUCCCCUUUGCCAAAACUGUGAUUUCAACUGUGAUUCAAGGAGGAUGUGAAGCGAACUGUCGUGUUUUAAUACCUCUCUAACUUAACAUUUCUGUCAGCUUCAGAGCUAGGGCUUGCUAACCCGUUUGUUUGCUCGCCUCAGGCAGCAGGGGGAACGUGCUCUGUUUCUGCAGCCUUCCUUUUUGGAGGGGGAACGCAUUCCAGAGGUCUUUGCAGCGGCAAGGAAACCUUCCCGAUGUGAAGUGUUGCGGUUCUCCCCUUGAGCCUGCAGAAAGCCCCAGUGCCAAGGCACAGCAGGGCAAAGCACGGUGCUGCGGACGUUCCCUGCUGCUGCUGGGCUCCCUGUGAAUAGCUGUGAAAAUAACAGGAAUUGUGUUAAUACUGUGCUGCUGCUUGGGGGACAAGCUAACAGCCUUCCUCUCGGGAGGAUGACUGGCGUAGGGCUGGAAGAGAGAAAGAAGCAGAACAGGCCGAGGCUGCUUACUUGCAGCAGCUACAGAGGGGGGGUUGUGAAAUGUGAAUUUCUAACGGGAGGCAGAGAACAUGCUUGGCCACCUAACGCUGGCCGGGAACACCGGCCUGUGCAGAGCAGUCCCGUGGCGUGGUCGUGCCGCCUGCCGCUGGCUUCCCGGUGCAGCUCCUCGUCAGGCUGCUGCCGCCAGCUUGUGGCCUUUUGCCUCACCGGUGUCUCCUCUGAAAUACUUUUAAGCUGUGAUCUGUUUAACCGAGCUUGCCGAAGUUUGGGUGGCUGAAGGCAGGAAGAAUAGAAAGCAUGUAGUGCUCCUGCGGCUGUUUCAAACCUGGCCGAGGUUGGCAGGGGCUGACCAUGGGCACCGGCCAGCCGCCGGCGCUGGAAUGGUGCUUGGAGCAAGCUGCGGUCUCGUGGGAAGGCACGGCGGGGCAGGCACGGGGCCAGGAGCUCAGCCCUCUUCAAACCGAGGCCAAAACACAUCAGUGAGACCGAUCUCUCUGCUCGGCCUGCUCCUGCUUUGUGACAACUCAGUGAUUUUGUUGGCCAGGGCAGUUAGUCCCACGCCUCUCCGCAGCGAUGAUUUCACUUAAUAAUUUCAUGUAAAAGUUUGAUGCGCAGUUCUUUAAAUAUUUGUAAGCAGUCUGGUCCUUGAGGACAGUCCUUCUUUGGGUGAUGGAACCCACGUUGUGCGUUUGCAAGAGCAGCGUUGUAGCUUUUAUUUGCUUGGGCCUUCCUCUUCCCAGCAGAAGCCAGUGUACAAAACGACAACUGAAAAGGUGCAGUUGGUUUGGGAGGAAGGUAGCUUGCAAGAGAGACUGAGUCAUGCAGCUUUAACGCCGAGGAAAAUUAGCACCCCUUAAACUUAUUAUUUAAUCUUCAUAAUAACCUUCUGUGUGAUACUUGACGUGCCAACGUCGCUGUGCCAUUCAGGCAUCCGAGUGUUCCUGCAGCUAAGUGACACUGAUGCUGUUCUUCCCAGAAAAGUUUUGGGCAUGGGAGAGGUCAGGUUCAGAGAGGUUCAGAAAACUUCUGGUGUUUCUUCUAGGCUUGGGCUCCGAGUUUCUGCAGUCAGAAACCCGGAGUCUUUGGGUGGAGCUGACUGCUAUUAUUCUGUAAGGUGGUGGUCCAGCGGUGAGCAUUACCCACGCCAGGGGCUGAGAUCAUGCACAGGGCUUUGAUAUCAUCAGCGGAAGGUCCUAAAGAGCAGCUAAAUAUCUUUAUUUUAAUCAUUGUCACUCAAAGGAUAUUUUAAUAUAAAAUGCGUACAUACAUCUGUAUGUAGGUUUAUAUAGAGAGAUAUAUUUGUAACCAAAUAAAAGCUAGAACUAUGCAAACACUACAGGCUGCUGCUUGAAACUAACACCUACCAGAAUAUUUUGGAAUACUUUGGAGUAUAUUUGUUGCCUUUUCUUUUUUUUUUUUCUUUUAAAUAAAAAAUGCAGCAGGGGCCAAAGUUUUGCUGCAGUUAGUCUCACUAGAAGCUUAGAUCAUUCUGAAUCUGGAAUCCGCUCAUAAGUGGGUUAUAAAAGUAUCUAAGGAGUCCUCCAAACUCUAAAAUAUAUCCAGCUGCAUUAGUAUUAUUGCUGAAAGGCUUUUGUUUGCAAAACAUAGGAAAAUUCAGAGGCUGGGACUGGGAGAGAUGGAACUGUGGUGUUAGGGAUGGUAGGUAGAGAAGAGGUAGAGUCAAUAAUGCGGGUGUUUGAAGAGGAAGGCCUGGGAGCAUUUUCUUUCCAGACAUAGGACUGAGUUGGCUGCAAGGCAUCUUCAUUGUGAACAUCUCCGUCCUUGGGACGGAGGCUGUGAUCGAAGCAGGACUGGGCUGAGUUCUGGUCCCAGGGAGGUACUGGAAAUCUUCCUGUUGAGACUGAUGGUGCCAGAGUUUAGCCUGCUGGGAGAAAUUUCACGGGGUUUCUACCGUUUCUUUGUGUCGAAUCCGAUCUUUGCUUUUAGGUUUAGCUAAAACAUAUCUGUCUGGAAUCUUCACUGACCCGUUUGACUUUUUGUUCUUAGGGACUGUAGAAAAUUCAGGUUUCUUAUAACAUUAUCCUCAUCCCAACUGUGAACAAGUUACUACUGCUUCUAAUUUAUUGUCUUUCUGUUCCUGAACGUCUGUGUCAUCUGGCUGAUUACCAGUGCCACCUUGCAGUGCUCCAUUAGCUUUUAUGCACAGGGAAUUGUUGCAAUGGAUAAGGUGAUGAAGCUAGUUGGAAGAGUAGAAGCCUUUGGAGAGUAGCUUUUGCUUCCUCUAGCUGUCGUUAGGGAGUGCACACACACGUACCAGUAUAUGCAUAUAUAUGUAUACAUAUAUAAAGUAUUUCAGUAUAAACUCAUUUAGCAUUAUUGUUUAAUUUAUAUUUUAAUCCAGUUAUAAACCAAAGUAUUACAGCUUGUGAAAUGAUGCUUCUUGGAAAGAUCGUUGUUGACAAAAAUGCAGGUAAGAUGGAAGAACUUGUUCUUUUGAACCCUAGAGACUGGAAACCUCGGGCGGAUUUAAGGCGUGCUAGUAAGGUUGGAUUGUGGGGAGGCAGCGUGGGUGAGCACGUGAAAUGCUGUUGGUUUUUUCCUCACGCAGUUUAACUUGGUGCUGGAGGAACUGCUACAGGAGCAGUGCGGCCUGGCGGCUGGCAGAGACGAGGCACUUGCCUCUGCUGGAGGUGGUUUGAGUUCGUGCUUUGACCAGGUCUCGGCAGCGCUUCUGCUGCUGGACUGCCCCAGCAGAACUGCUCCGGAGCCCGAGCCGCCCCGCUGUGCCUGUUGGCCACAAAGCACCGCACCUCUGCCCUGCCUGGUGAUUUGGGUACUUUAAAGAAGAAUAAGGACUUCCCUGCUGGAAUGCCUCGAGGAUUUUCCUGCAAGGGAACUUGAGGGUGGCUUUGCCUUAUGCUGUAAGGUGGAUCUAAAGUGAUCCUCUUCCUGACCCUGUCCUGGUCAGCGCGGGAUUAGGGUGAAUUUUUGAUAUCGACAGGACAGACUGACUCGGUUCUGGCACUGGUUCUGCCUCUGUCCCCAGCGGCUUGCUGUUUUCAAGCUGUGCUGUCUAACCAGGGUUGGAGGCAAGAGGUUCGCAUUGAGGUGGAGUAGAGCUGCCACUGGACCCAGUGCUCCAGGGCUUUGGCUCCUCUGUGCUGUCACAGUGAUUAAAGCCAGCCCCGAGGCAGUUUCCAGGGCCUUCUGAAGGCUUCUGGACAUCUUUGACGUACAGAGAAGUGGUUUUGUUAAACAAAAUCAAGGCUUAAAGAUGCAGCAUUCUCCAUGGCACUUAAGUGUUCUGUAGGAAAACAAGCACAUUCUGGCAAGCCCAGAAGUAAAAAGGGAGAAGGUGGCAAAUCAGACUGUGGUCUGGCACAACUGGGUGCUGGAGAGAGGAGGCCACAAAAACAACUGCCAGUGUGUUCAGUCUCUAGCUUACUCUUUUAGAAAACAGGCACUUGCUAGUUAGUGAUGUCUAGAGGUGCAGGUAUUUUGUAGUAACCUCUGAAGAGGUACACGUUCUGCUGUCAGCAAUGGAAAGAGGAAAUGGGUUCAGAAGUGAAAUCUGGCUGUUUUUUUUCUCUAUGGGGGGAGUAAUUGCCUUUCCGAGGAACUUACAAAUGCUACAACUUGACCACAAAAAGUCUCCUGCAGGCUUAGCAGCAGCCAUACUUCCUCUUGCUCUCCUGCUCAGCCCGCAUGCCAGAGGCUCUUUUUAUAGCAAGCUUCCCUGCAUCCCUCCUAUCGAGCAGUGUGAUACCCACCCACCCUUGUUGAUUAAGUUCAUUUAAUACUCUCCAGCAGGAUUAGUGCGUACUCGCAGCUCCUGGUGUACAUGCAAUACAAUUUUUAGCUCCUGAGUUCAGAUCUGGCAAAUAUAAAAAGCCUGUAAGCUAAUCUAUUUCUAAUUGUAGUCACUGGGGACUGUGGGCUGAGUACAAGAGCCCUUCUGUGCUGCACCAGUGCCUAGCAAAGCGUCACGGCCUCUGCUUCGCUUGGGUUUUGUGAGGAAAGAAAUUCCAUCAGGCUGAGGCAUCCCGUAACCCUCCUUGGGGCAGGAGGACACUUCUCUGCUCUGGUGGCAGGGAGGAGAGGUACCUUAGACUGAGCUCUGGCUGCUAACUGGGCAGAACAGUUACUGAGACAGUCGUAUGUGAAAUUUCUGCCACUUCUCUUUAAAUAACUUUCAGUAAUAUAUAUCUGUACAUGCAUAGCAUUAGUUUUACAGAAAGAUAGCCCUUUUUGCUGAAAAUGCCCCAAACUGAACAUUGAGUAGCAGCAGUGUGCUGCACAGGGCGGCGGCUCCUCGGUGCUUAGGGGGUCACUGCAGGGGUGUGCCUGAGGCUUUGGGCAAGGGCGUUGGAAUUCCCUUCCCUUGUAAUUGCUCUGAUGGCUUUGGGACGCUGCCCACAAAGCUGCUUUUUGUUUUUAAAGCUUUAAUUCCUAUCAUGGAAAUGCUGAAAAAUCACAGGUCACCUCCUCCCUGAUUACUUUUAAGCUGUUUAGGUAAAUCUUGACGUGGCAUGAUGGCUUUCACUUUGUCGUCUACAUGCAACUUCUCCAUGAACUAGCCCAGAAGAGCCAGCCCACUGCCAACAGAGCCAGCCCACUGCCAACGGGUUUACCUCUGCUGUUCAGGCACCUGCACUAGGAAACUUGUCGGACUUCACAGACAAUCGGUUCAAGUCGGGGGCUGUAGGAUCUGAUGCUCGUAGCAGGGCUUCCCUGCUGCCGAGGGGCUGGGUUAGCUGGGGGACCAGAGCUGGGGGCUGUGCCGCAGCCUGGACCAAGUCACCGGGUGCUGGUGCCGACUUGUUGGGGUCCGUGAUGUGAGGGACAUGGGCUGGGCUUUCUCCUAAAGUUUGCCUCGUGACUUCCCACAGACUGCUGCCUUCAGCGGCAGGACUGUCAGCACCGAGGAUGUGCUGGGGGGAUCUGGGCAGGGGAUCCCGUAGCUUCAGAACCAGAAGCAGCGGGACGUGCCAAGCGCUUCUGCGAAUGAAGAAUAAAACCUGCUUUUGGCAGGGUGGUAGAGCAGACCUGGGGGUACUGGCUGGUAACAUAUGUCCAGGUACUUGUUUUUGCAGGGUGAGAUGAGCCAUUUCAGAAAUCUGGGCAAGGAACAGUGGUAGCGUUUGAGCCCUGCCUUCUCACUCCAGGCGGCCACCGAGACCCGCAGCAGGUACGUCCGUGCCGCCGCCGAGGUGGGAGGGAAGGGAGCCCCGGCACCCAGCCGGGAGCAUGGAGCUGGCACGCUGCGGGGGGAGAGGCAGCCCCCCGUGCCAGAGGUGCCCCAGGUAAAUGGGCACCAUCAGUUUCAUUAAAAAAAAAAAAAGUAUUCUAAUUGGGUGAUGGUGAGCUGGCAAGGAAAGUAGGUUGGCAAGGAGGGGAAGAAGGCACAUGUCCCCUGAAAUACGAGGCAAGCUCAUCUGCUCUCAGCACUGGCCGUGGCUGUUGCCACUGGAAGGCAACAGGAGGUGUUGAGUGGAACGGGGGUAGGUGAAACGACAGCACAGCAUCCCUGGGGAGAAGCGUGUGGAUAUUGCGGGCAGGGAAAGGGCUGUUUUGGAACCUGCCUGUGUGCGGGAGCGUGCGGGAAGCCUCGUGGUCUUGGAAGACAAGAGAUGCUCACGCCCAGUUCAGAAGCAUUGGAGCUGAACAUCACCAGUGUUCUCUGCUCUGGGAUCUGUAGAGCUCUUCAAGGGAUCUGAGAAUGGAACCUAAUGAAAUGAGCCAGGCUGUAGUGCAGGAAACUUUGCCCUGCAGAUUUUGGAAACUCCCUUGGGAGAACCUCAAGGGUGGCAAGUGACAGUUGAGAACAGGUAGCACCAGGCAGAUUUCAAAGUGCUGUUUUCUGAAUACUGUGCUUUCUAGCAUGUGUUAAAGCUGUUGAAGACAGAAGUUUGCUUUCAUUUCAGUACUCUCUCCUUCAUGCCAUUCCUUCUACUUAAACUCUGCAGCCAAGGAGAGGGUACAGAGAAGACAGAACCAAACCUCUCAGAGGCGCAUGGUGGAAGGAGCAGCAGCAGUAGGCAGAAGUUUGUACACGGGAAGUUCAGGUUAGGUAUAAUGAGAAACUUUUUCACCAUGAACAUAGCCAAACAUUGGAACAGGUUGUCCAGAGAGCCUGUGAGCUCUCCAGCCUUGGAGAUACUCAAGACCUGGCAGGUAAAAUCCUGAGCAACCUGCUUGAAGCAAGCCCUGCUUCAAGGUGGGAGGCUUGGACCCAAGGGUCUGCCCCUCCCUCAGGUAUGUGGGGCUCCUCUGUCACCCCACAGGGGUGUGAGGCACUGCCCCGCCACAUGCUGUGAAGCGAGGGGUAGAGCCUUACCCCACCACUGCAUUUCCAUGUCACAUUGUGUUUUUUUUUAAUUUGUCAAGGAUUAAUCCAUGACAGAGCAUCUUGUCUACAAAGGUCUGUGGAGAAGUCCAGCUGCGCCCAAGCGUGAGUGCAGCUUCCUUUUUUUCAUCAGACUAAGCCAAGCUAUAUAUAUAUUUUUUAUAGAAUUAUCAUAUAAAAAUGGGCAGCUUUAAUGGGCUUCCUAGUUCCUAUCAGUUAAGCUUUUGAAAUAUAUUCAGGUGUCUUUUAAAUACUGCUGUGUAACUUCCUUGUUUAAUCUGACAUAUUCUGAGUUAUUAUUUUUCUGCAGUUGUCUAAGGCAGUACUUUAAGAAAAUAAGUGCAUUAAUUUUUUGCCAACUGUCAGUUAUGUUAAGCCUCCAGCUUUACUUAGAUUUUGUAAAUGUGCUUAAUCCUCCUCAGCUUUAUGGUUAAAUGUCUUCAUUAUUUUUAUUAUUAAUUGCAGUGAACUUAUUUAUUUAAACCUUCCCAUUAUGUUUGCAGUCUGAACCAAUACCAUUCACUAAGGCCCACAAAAACUGUGAAACUCACUAGAAAGUAAAAAUGAAGCUAAAUUGGUUAAUUUUACUACUGGUCAUAAAAUACAGGAAGUAGCAGCAUAAAAAAAAAAUAAAUUGCUGAGUCUGGGGGAGGAAUUAUGAAGCCUCAGACAAGAAACUUCACUUGGAAAUGAGCUACAACCUGAUGAUCUUUCACUGGUUCCCCAUUUGGGCAAGGUCAGAAGUUGUCUUGAGAUCGAGAGGUUUUUCUGGGGUCCUUUUUUUUUUUAUUGAUGCGUUUAGGGCAUUGGUUUGGUCUGGAUGCUCCCAUGAUGCUAUUUUCUUAGACAUCUUACACGUCUAAGGAAACUAUGGAUUACUGUGAAGCUUUUAUUUAAUACUUUAUUGCAUUAAGGUGGUAACUGAGCAACUGUCGGCUUAACAGAGGCAUGGGCUGGUGGGGAGAAGGAAGGUGCCAUGCCGUUGUUGAGGCAGGUAGCUGUGAGUUACACUAACACAACAGGGACAGUGCAAUUCUCUGGAUUACAGCUUCGAGUCUGGCUAAAAGCGUGAAACGUGCCUCGCAUCACCCCUGCGGCUGGUCCCUGGCCCUGGGGUGCUUUUGCUGGAUGCACCAACGUGACCAAAAGUCAAAGUGAAGCAGGCUCACGUUUGCUCUGUGAAAAUACAGGGACGGGGUUGCUGUCAGCACAGGCUGUCCUGUGUGCGUGCUUAGAGGCUGAGGGCAAACAUGGUCUCUGAUGAAGAUUCAGGGACUCAUUUUGUGCGUGGUGCAGGUACUUUCCUUAGGGGUUUGAGAGUUUCCAAAGCCAGGGUUCUGCUGUUAGGUGAAGCAGCAGAUCUGGAUCGCAGGAUCCAGAUGGAUCACAUCCAUUUGGGGAUGGAGGGCAGAAUUUGUCCUGCCCAAGAUGAAAGCCCUUCAGCUCCCCUGAAGUUCUUGCCUGGGAAAAAGCCCUGCGCCACUUUCCAGGGCUGUGUUGUCACAGAGCAAGCAACUAUGAGAAAGAUGUUGAAGUGCAAGGGGAGCGUUGUCACUCAAAUAAGGCAUGUUUCUUUUGUGAUCGUGUACGUAAUAUUGCUGACAGGUAGGAGAAGACAGGCCAAGGACAGAGUAAUCCUUGCUGGCAGAACAGGGACUUCGCUGAAUAAGCUCUUUUAAAAGUUGAGUUAGGAAGAGAAUAAUAUGCAGCUCUAUGUUCUUGUGGUAAUUUAUUCCUCACCUUGGGCCCCAUGCUUGCAAGGAGGGCCAGUGAAGGACAAGGGCAGACUGUAUCGGAGGCUAGUUGACAGAAAUGAAAGCAAGCUAUUCAAAAUAGUGCUUUUGUCUGAAAAAGGGAAGGGAACGUACAUCGUUUUCCCCUAAGCCUCUGGUCUCUUAAACACUAGCUAAAGCUCUCGUGAGCUGUGCCCCAGUUGUUGCUGAAGGUGCCCUCUGCCCCCUUCUUUCCCCAGCCUCACCCCCCUUUCCUGUACAACACUGUGAAUAGGACACCAGUAGCUCUUUUUAACAUUUCCAUUGAACUUGCUCAGAGCAUGAAAUGCUGUCCGAUGCUGUCACGUGGUGACACUGCAGAAGAUGAGCUGUGACUGAGAGCCCUGUUCAGCCCAACAAUAACCCCCAAACAGGGACACCGCUGAUUUAGCGCUUCCACGUGGAACAGUGGAAGAGAAGAGCAUUGUAACAGGAGUUAACAACCUAAGUGGCUUUAUAUAGCAAUUUGCUAAUCAAAUUUGAUUUCGUAACGAGCUAAACUGACAAUCAAUUUCUAAAAUAGAAAAAGCCUCUUGGAGGGAAUAGUCGAGUAUGUCUUCAACAGAAAGAUUUAACUGGGCUAACUUCUAACGAAGAGCACAGGAUUUUUUUUCCUUUUUGGUUUUGAGCAAUCACUCCAGAAAUUGAGUUGCGUUAAGCAGCAGAAGAUUCGCAGGACAGUAACUACCUCUCUCUCUCGGAGUGCUGAGGUUGCCAUGCUACACACUAUCAGCAAAGCUUUCACUUCAAACAGAUUUGUUUUCCUUACCUCCGUUUCAGAAACGCAGGUCUGCUCUGUAAAGUGACUCUAUGAAAAUGGCAUCGGGCAGGAGCGGGGAGAGCCUUUCAGGUGCCACAGUCCCCCUGACGCUGGUUCCUCGCCAUGCAACCCCUGGGGACGAGCUGUGGGGCUGUGAGCGUGCAGGGUGCGUGCGUUCCUUCGCGUGUCCUGCGUCGCAGCAAGCUGGCCGGGGGCUGCAGGCUGAACUGCUAACCAAGACCCGAGCUAGCAGCACGGAGGGGGAGAGGAGAAUCCCUCUCCCUUCCGCCUCCAAGGGAGCAAGAGCAGUGAAAAGCAAUAAACUUAAAUAAAAAUAACACUUUUAUACGUCGGUCAUUAGUCAGCAGAUCUGACUCUGCAAAUUUAUAUAUAUUAUACAAACAUACAGGGAGCAGAUCUGUCACGAAAAGGUGCCAUUUUUUUCUAAACAGAGUCCCUUUCCAAACUAGAACAGCACUUUAAAAAGGUUCCUCUUAAAUAAAAAAAUAAAUAAAAAAGAAAAAAAAAAAAGAAAAACCCUUUACUGAAGAAAUGCACUUUAAACGUAAGAUGAGUAUGGCUGUUGCAGGCUUUCGAGACAGCCGUACAGGCAGGGGGCUCGCCGCCAGCCACAGCCCGGGAGGGAGCGAUGGUGCCAGACCCUCGGCUGCCACCGGCAGCCCCAAAACUACCGCAGCUCUACCUCCCGCUCCCGCACCCCUCCGGGCCCGGCGCUGCCCCUGCCAAUGUUAUGGAUAGGAUUUUCCACCCCGACCGCAAAGCUGGUCGCAGCUCAGCCGUGCUGUAGCACUAACAGGACUGGCAUGCGUUGACCUGUUGGAAUACUUUUGUAACAUGAUCAAAAAAAACAACAAAAAAAACACCCUUGCCUGUAAAGACUCCUGAAACCCCAUUUGUGGUAGGUCAGAAGUUGCACCCAGUUGUGACAUAGCAGGCGGCCUAUCCGUGGGCACCAGGCUGCGCAAAGCCUUGGUGAAGCUGUUACUGAGGUUGGGGGGGAGUCCGUACUGUAGAUAUGGAGCCCUAGUCAGUUCAGUAUUUAAAAAUAAUAAUUAAAAUCCAAGUUGGUGUGUCCCACAUUGAUUCCGCUCUAAGCUGCUUUGCAGAGUAACCAUUAAUAAGAAAAAUUGUGCUGUCACCAUCAGCUGUUGGCCUAGAAAUCCAACUUUUUAGGACAAGUGUCCUAAGACUCAAGACUUAUUUUCACAGUUCAGAAAUUUCCUGCUGUGCUAUUAUUUUUUCAAUUUUAUUUUUGGUUGCAAUCCUUGUUUCAAAAAAAAAAAAAAGUCAGUGUUCACACUUAGUCUGCAGUAGGUUGAAGUGUGAUCCUGCUGUGUGUAACUUGUGGAUAUCAGACUGUUCUUAAAAUGAUUUUACAAGCUGUACCCAAGCUGGUCCUCUGCCAUGGCUUUUCUUUUCCUCGUCCAGUGGCAGCUGGCAGAGGCAGAUGCCCCAGUGGGGCUGCCUGCUCGCGGGCUGGUCACAUACAGCAACAGCCGCUGCUGCUGGAAGGGGCCAGGCAAAGGCAGCGCAAGAACCAGAGUUGGGGAAGGGGGAAAAAAAACAAAAGGCAGAGGGAUUGUACAAUUGCAUUUAAAGCAGUUUAACAAAAAGCACUCUCGUCAGACAGCUUUAAGAACAAUGUGAAUGAGAACUUAGCAACUUGGGUAGGAAUCUUUGAAAAUUCUAUAAAUGUAUACUUGAAAUUCUGUUUGUAUUAAAACAAAUUGCAUUUUCUUCUUUCUUUUAACACUGUGUAAAAGAACAUUAUGCAUGUGAGUGGUUUGAGAAUUAAAUGGUUUAAUACUCAGA
Anas platyrhynchos (mallard) is the source of this 16422-nucleotide messenger RNA. RefSeq names its product zinc finger and BTB domain containing 37 (gene ZBTB37). The record is from RefSeq and is a predicted model, not a curated record. Gene Ontology annotation, biological process: regulation of transcription by RNA polymerase II. Lineage: Eukaryota; Metazoa; Chordata; Aves; Anseriformes; Anatidae. Gene Ontology annotation, molecular function: DNA-binding transcription factor activity, RNA polymerase II-specific; protein binding; RNA polymerase II cis-regulatory region sequence-specific DNA binding.